AUGUCAUCAACUAAUAAAAGAAUAGCUUUACCAGCAAGAGUAGAACCAAAAGUAUUUUUUGCAAAUGAAAGAACUUUUUUAUCUUGGUUAAAUUUUACAAUUAUAUUAGGAUCUUUAGGAGUUGGUUUAUUAAAUUUUGGUGAUUAUAUUGGUAGAAUUUCUGCAGGAUUAUUUACUUUUAUUGCAAUGUUAACAAUGAUUUAUGCAUUAGUUACUUAUCAUUGGAGAGCAAAAGCUAUUAGAUUAAGAGGUUCUGGUCCUUAUGAUGAUAGGUUUGGUCCAACUAUGUUAUGUUUCUUUUUAUUAAUUGCAGUAAUUGUUAAUUUUAUAUUAAGAAUUAGAGCUUAA
This is a messenger RNA of Lodderomyces jiufengensis, 348 nucleotides long. RefSeq lists its product as uncharacterized. The record is from RefSeq and is a predicted model, not a curated record. The transcript has a single exon. Lineage: Eukaryota; Fungi; Ascomycota; Pichiomycetes; Serinales; Debaryomycetaceae. Gene Ontology annotation, cellular component: fungal-type vacuole membrane; vacuolar transporter chaperone complex. The coding region runs from base 1 to 348 and encodes 115 amino acids.